AGGAGCGCCUCAGAGAGAAGGAGGAUCUUUGUCUGGGAGGAGGGUGGCUUUGUCUGGAAACCUGCUGCCACAGUGAGUUUGUAGGACCGUUUUUUCAUUCUGCGUUUGAUUCAGUUUUCCCCCCAAACUGAGCGUGGAUGAUCCCCUCACAGCUUUAAAAAGAGAAAAGCAGAUGUUUCAGAAAAGAGGAGAUCGGAGCUUUUUGCGCGUUUCGUGAAAAUGUAGAGUAUUUAAUCCCAUUUUGUUUUGUUUUUGUUUUUUACCUGCUAUCAGUUAUAUGGAGGUGUUCCUGGGAGCUGAUUUAAAUCGGAUUAAGGAGGAAACUUUGCUGAAAAACUUUGAGAGACGGGGCGGUGACUUGUUGAGAGGCAGCUUUUCCUCCUGCGCACACUGAUUUGUGCGCCUCCCCAACAUGCGCCCGCGCCAGGAGCCGGGGAGACCUCACCGGUGCGUUAUGACGCGGCUGCUUCUCCUCCUCGCGCUCGCGCUGUCCUGCCGCUGCUGUCCGGACAAUUGCCUGUGCUCCCUAGAAACUGUGAAAUGCCAAAACCUGGACUUGAACGCCAUUCCUCAUUCCCUACCGGCCAAUAUUAAAUCCCUGUUCAUCACGGGAAACAGCAUCUCCCAAAUUAACCAGACGUCUUUCCCUACGCGUCUGGAAAACUUGACAGAUCUUUAUUUGAGUGACAAUGAGAUGGAGCUUGUGGAGGCAGGUGCGUUUCAGAACUUGCCAAACCUGGAGCGGCUUGAUCUGAGUAACAACCGAAUCCUGACCUUUGACGAACAUGCUUUACCUGAUGACAAUAAACUGAAGCUCCUAAACCUCAGCAGGUCUUUUCACAAUGGUUCCCUGCUCGACUUCUUCCCCCGGGCAAACCUUCUCCAGCUCGCCACCCUGGAUCUAUCCAACAACAACCUGGAACAUCACCGGCUGGACGGCACCUUCACAGCCAUGUCCAGCCUGGUCACCCUCAGCCUCCGUAACACCCUCCUCUACACCAUCGAGAACUGGAGCCUGCCUGCGCUGCGUGACCUCGACCUGAGGGACAACAACCUGAAGUUUCUGCCCUCCGCCACAUUAGCGGAGUUCAGCAUCAAUCGCAGCCUCCGUAUCCAGCUGCUUGGUAACCCCUGGAGAUGCAACUGCAUCAUUGACGACCUGGUGGCGUGGCUGAAGAACUCCACUCAGGUGGUGGACUCUGACAACCUGACAUGCUUCGACCCAGAGGCCAUGAGGCACACGCCUCUUCUACAGGUGCAGCAGUCUCAGCUGGAGUGCUCCAACAGGGACGGGGUCCUGGAGACGUCCUACGUGUUCCUGGGACUGGUGCUGGCCUUGAUCGGGGUCAUAUUCCUGCUGGUGCUCUACUUGAACAGAAAAGGCAUUAAGCGAUGGAUUUACAACAUCAGGGACGCCUGCAGGGACCACAUGGAGGGGUACCAUUAUCGGUAUGAGAUCAACUCUGACCCGCGUUUGGCCAACCUAAGCAUCAACUCAGACGUUUGAGGGCGGUACAAUUUAGGGACUUGGAAAAGAUGCAUUGAAUGACUUUAUGCAUGAUAAGUCUUCCUUCUUUUACCUUCAACGAUGCCGUUCAGACGGUGCAUCUGUUUAACUCUGCUGCAUGUCCAGCACAACCGUUUGGCAGCUGUCAGGCCAACUGCGUUUUGCUCUCUGUUACAUUGCAUGGACGAUGAAUCAAAGCAGUUUUUUUUUAAGAAAUAUCUGCAAAUUGUAUUUUCACUUACCUCUAAACAGAACUGAAUGGAGUGCUUCAACUUUUAAAAAAUGAACAAUUAUACCAGCUGUUAAUUGCAUCCUUUACAAUAUGGCUCUGUAGAGGAGAAAUGUCAUACUGCUUGACUUAUUUCUUUUUUUUUUUUUAAGUAUGUUAACAUGUGACAUGCAGUACAACCUAUGCCUUUUUUGACUGGUUAUAAUGCACAUAGCAUAUAGGUACUGUUUGGAUAUAGUAGACGUAUGUGAUUGCUCUUUUUCUGUAAGGAUAUUUAGCUAAAUAAAAAAGCUGGAUUGUU
Molecule: messenger RNA, 2037 nt
Organism: Cyprinodon variegatus (sheepshead minnow)
Lineage: Eukaryota; Metazoa; Chordata; Actinopteri; Cyprinodontiformes; Cyprinodontidae
Gene: tpbg
Product: trophoblast glycoprotein
Exons: 1
Coding region: 413-1507 (364 amino acids)
Biological process (GO): negative regulation of canonical Wnt signaling pathway
Cellular component (GO): plasma membrane
Molecular function (GO): protein binding
Source: RefSeq, a predicted model, not a curated record